UAACGGUACCAUCUAGCGCUUCAUCGUGUCCAAAAUGUUGAAAACAACUUGCAGAAAUACACGUGUAUUUUUCCCGUUUAUUUCUCAUGUAAAACAUGGACUUAGCAUACAAAAAGCAAGCUUGGGAUUAACUGCAAACACAUCGCGUUCUAUUAAUGGUUUUUCAAGUUACGCGUCCUGGUUUAGAAAAGGGCAAAGCGGGAAAGCUUUGCGGCACAAGUCGGACGGUGCAGCGUCGAAUGACCGCCAAUUGGUGUACGAAGGCCCGUUGUCUCGUUCUAUACAGCUCGUGAAAGUGUUCUCGCUUUCAACAGCUCUAGCCACGGUCGUGGCCACGCCAAUUCUCAUGUUAUACGGAAAGGAAAGUGUCCCGCUUGUUGGCAAAGUGGCAAUAGCCACGACUAUUUUACUGGCUGGGACUUCGACAACUUUUUUACUACACUGGAUUACGAAGGUCUAUGUGCACAAAAUGUUUUAUAAUGUAGCUACUGAAACAUUCAUUGUCGAAACUAUGUCUAUGUUGGCGAGGAGAAAAGAGACCGCGUUGAAACUGAAUGAAAUAAGGUUAGCAAAGGAACCCACAGCGUUUACAACAUUUCAAGGCAAUGGGAAGAAAUAUUUUUUGCAUACUGAUCUUCUGGAGGCCCAGCAAGUUCUGCAGUUUAUCCGAGAAAAUCGUACAUAAGGAUUUUUUAAAGGUUAGUAAGAAUGUGGUGACAGACAGAUUUGUCCUGCUUUCAUCGACUUGUCUGCAUUAGGCGGGUGUGGGUACCACAAAAUUACUGGGGUGGGAGGUGCUAAGCAAUAGGUGCAAUUAACAAAUGACAGUUGGAUAUCUACAAACAAUAGCGUGAGAAUGGGGCUUUGCAAAGUUGUAAAUAUUCUAUUCUCAGAUCCGAGGUCAUGUUAUCGAUUUUUCAUCUUCAUAUUUUUCAGAAAUGGACCCCAGAAUCGAAAUCGUCAUGCUUGAACAAUGUUUAGACAUUGUGAUUUCUGGCAUUCUGAGAAUUUUGUGUUUACCAUACAUUUGUAUGGAACUUUUGCUGCAGUGAAAAAAAUUUGCCCUGAAUGUCCAAAAUCAUGAAAUUUUCAGUAUAGACUAAUUUGAGCAUCACUUAUUGCAAUUCUGAGGUCCAUUUUUGACAAAAUUCUGUAUAUAGUGAGAUGAAAAAUUGACGUCAACCUGGAUUGGAGAACUGGUGAAGUAAAAACAUGAAGUUCUGCUACAUGUUGUUCUUGACAACUGGUGCAUAAUUUGAAAAUGGAGUUUGCUGAACAAGUCUGCUAUCACAGGCAUAUGCUGGCCCUGUAUGCUUAAGUCUAAAUUGAAACCUUUGUUAAACUAUGCCUAGAAAAGCUUGAAUUUGAAUUUGAAUUUAUUAAUUGACAUUCCCUAAAAUGGGCUUUUCAAUGACAAUUUACAUGGAUUUUAGAAAAAAUUAUGAGUUAUCGACUAUAUAUAUUUACAACAAUCGUAUCAAAGUUAUUACAUGAACUAAAAUUAUACUAUAUAUUAUAGUUUAUGAGUUAAAAAAGUUAAAAAGAAGGACAUCGCUUCUCAAUAAGAAUUGUCUUAAGUUUCGUCUUAAAAUUGUUCAGAUCACUAAUUGAUUUCAGCUCUAUCUAGACCAUUCCAUAUCUUAGUCCCUCGGUAUUUGAACAAUCUUUGCCCGAUCGAUGUCCUAUAUUUUGGAAUAUCCAGGUCUCCAUUUCUUCUAGUAUCUCGGUUAUGAAUUCUGUUUCGUGGUUCAAAAUUAUCACAUAAAUACUGUGGAGCUUUGUCAUUCAUACAUUUAAAUGUCAAUAACGCAUCUCUGUACAAUAGAUGUUCUUUGAUUGACAACCAUCCUAACACGUUUAAUGUUGGUGAUAUAUGAUCAUACUUAUGCACCCCUGUAAUUAAUCGGGCUGCGCAAUUUUGGAUUAAUUGGAUCUUUUUUAUGUUGCCAUCUGACGUAUUAGACCAUACUGUUGAACAAUAGUUAAUUUUACUCAUGACUAAUGUAUCGAUGAUUGUACAAAGUUAAACAAUAGUUAAUUUUACUCAUGACUAAUGUAUCGAUGAUUUAGACAGAAUAGUUCUACAAGUUCUCCCUUGUGAUCCAAUGCAGGAGCAAACUGGAGCAUCCUAAGUGAAAGGAUUGUCACAAUGUGAGGUGAAAUACUAGAUUCUCCUUAUGUUUUCGUAGUGCUUUGCAUUGUGGUUAUAGUGCUAUCACUGAUAUUCAAGAUGGAUUACUUUUUGUUGGUUUGUCCUGACCCGUGCAAGAACUUUAAAAAAAAAAGCUAGGGUCAGGUGCGCGAUAGCCAACAGCAAAAUAUUCGCGAAAACAUUCAAUAUUUUCAUUUGAGGCCGGUAUUUUUAUCAGUGAUACCACUAUAACCCCAAUGCAAAGCACUACGAAAAUGUAAUAAGGGGAAUCAUGAAUUAUAAUCAUACAACUGCAUUAUUACAGGAAUCAAACUUCUAAUGGCGCCUGCACUAACAACCACUGCGCUGGAAACACUUGGUACCAGAGGUAGAUGAAAUUGAAACCCUCAUCUCUGGAUAUAGUGGAGUGAACACCACUGCUUGAAAAUGUCUGGCUGGACCGCUGCCAGGAAAUGUUUUAACAAAAUAUCAUCACAGGAAAUUUUCUUGCACCUUGUAGGAAAUUUUUGUCAUCUUAUGUACUGGAAUGCUAUAUAAUUUACUUAUUGUCUGAAAAUUGUAGAAGCAUUUUGCAAAUCGAGAUUGUCUUGUACCGAGAUUUGAUCGCAAUGUGUGGGACCAUCCGUUCCCUGAGCAAUGGUAGAUUAGAAUGCAAUUACAAUGAAUUACAAUGCACAUGAAGUUUUUAUUUUUGGAUUUUGCUGCUAGGAAGAGAAAUAUAUUUUCUGCUGGUGAACAUAUUGGAAUGCGACAUUCUGGCCUUUGGCAUGAUCUCUACCGACCUUUUCAACUACUGUAUGCAUUUUCAUAGUUAUAUCAAUUAUCAUUAAAAAAUGCAAAAGAGUUUUUCUCUAUGAUUUAUGUACAAUUUCCCAAGAUUUGUGGGAAGUAUAUCUUUAAAAUUUUUACAUUAAUACAGCGGACAGGAAAAAUUCAUAGACACAUUUUCUGGUAGGCAGUUUGCUAACUCAAAUUCAAAUUGUUUAUGGAACAUUUCAUGACAGUUCUGAUGGUGACUGGAUUAUUCCAGAAAACAUUCACACCUCCCCCACAGAGGAAAUUAGAAAUUAACCUCCAUCCGUCGAUCCUACACACAUAAAAAUUGAGAAAAUCAACAACUUGUUCCAGGUUGAUAUCAACAGGCGUGAACAAGGUUGUGCGGCCCACUAUGAACAGUAUUGUCACCAUGUUGUUACAGCAUUGUUCAACUGUAACAACUUGGGACAACAUGGUUGACAACUUGUUCAUAGUUGGCCGCAUAACAUUGUUCAUGCCUGUCGAUAUCAACUUGGAACCACCUGUGCGCUUUUAGAUGUGUAGUACAGUUUACUAUCAUCAGAAUUCGAUUUUUCCAUCCCUCCCCCUGACCGGAGAAAUUUCCUCCUUAGGCAAGGGUGGAUCUUUUCUGGAACAAUGCAUUAUCCCUGGCUAAUUUUCUCAGAAUUGUGCUGGAGACUUUGUGGGGUGCACCCCCCCCCCUGUACUACUCUAGAAAAUCUACAUAGGUUUUGGGUUAGGUUGUAAAGGCCCAUUUCCACUCAAGAAAAAUUUCCACAGACAGAAAAGUUUCAAAAAAAAUAUGUUGAAAGAGGAAAAUUUUCAACUUCAAAUAUUUUUUCCGACGGAAAAUUUGUGUCGGUCAUUUACAUUUUACAAAAUUUUGUUUCUGCGGAAAAUUUUCCCGAGUGGAAAUGGGCCUUUAACUAAAGUAAGAAAUUGGAACAUUUACCACAUUUUGCAUCCAAGGGUGAAUAAUUAGUACAUACAGUUGCAUUAACAGUGGCAAACACUUUGCAAGAUACUGGGGUGCAAAUUGAAGUUCAACUAACAUAUUUUAACCUAAUUGCUGCAAAUUGAGAUUCUAAAAACAUUUUCGACUUUGAAAAUUGGUUCCCAUUUCCCUAACAUUUCUUUUAUGGUUGUACAACCAUUUUUAGUUCAUUGGCUAUCAUUCAACGGCGUUUGUUUUUGCCAGUGACCAUUCAUCCUUAGGUGCAAACCUUACAGAAAAAAAUAAACACUGUGACCUGUGAAUAAACAUACAAAAAAUAACACAGUGAAGUGUGAAUUUUUCAUGUCACCUGAAUUUGCUAAAUUGAGCUUAGUUUAUCAUUAAUUUGUUAAAAUAUACAAAAGUUGAUUAGCCUCCAAAAUCGGUGCUAUUAUUAAGCUGUGGUAUGUAGUUCCAUAUGCACAUUUUUUGUCUGGUGAUUAAUUUAACUUAUUAAUUAACUUAUAUUAAUACUAAUAUAGUACAUAGUUAUCUUAUCAUAAAAAUAUUUGUGUCCUCGAACAUCAUCAAACCUGUGAAAGAGAAGGACAAUCUUUGAUUAAUUCAAAGUCUGUUAACCCAUUGAGCACCAUCGCUCUCCCCUUGACCUGAGGCCAGAUUUUGGUGGAAAUAGUGGGGGAGGUGGAAAAAAUUCAGGGGAGGUGCAGCGGUCUAGCUCACGACCCCCAUGGAAAGUUAGGGCUUAGAACGAGGCAAAGUCAACGAUGUGAUGUAUGUAUGUAGUGUACACAUGUAUCAGUGUAUUAAUGAAUUAUGACUGUACAGCCCAUCCAAUCCUACCCUUCAUUACAAUUACUGCAAAGUUUCUUUCAAAACAUUGCAUUAAAAGGGUGCUAGACACAGAGAUAUCACUGUUUCAAUUUUACAGAAAAACUUUCUUUUUUAAAGUUGUAGACCCUAUGCAACCAAAAAAUGCCAAACUCUAAUCUAUCAUUGAAACUUUCCCAAGAGGUGCAUGACUUUUCAGGAGAGGUGCAAAAAUUCUCAGGGGAGGUGAAAACGAUCUCAGGGGAGGUGUGCACCUCCCCACAAAAUCCGGCCAUGUCUACCCUGGGUUCAGAGGUUUUCUGGAGUCAGACCUUUGGCCAGCACCGCCUGAGUGCAGGCUACAGCUUCUGAAAAACAGGAAACCCCUGAUCCAGGGUAGGCCAUGUCUUGACCAGUAUUAAAUUAACGUCUGGUCUAGGUUGCGUCAGGGCACAAAGUCACUGAAAAGGGAUAAACUUUAAAGAAAUAUUAUAUGUAUGAACAUUGGAAGGCAUACAAUACUCGAUAAAAUGUAUGGACGUCUAGCAGUUGUGGACAUUGGAAGUCAAAUGAGAACCGCGUAUGGUAUAGCAGAUUUGAAAAAAUUACAUCUAAAGUAAAGUCUAAAACCUCGUCAGCUUAAGUCCUGGGGAGAAUGAGAGUUGACGAGAGUUGGCUGAAAAGCGAGAGUUUGCAUGAGAGUUCUCAACUCUCUUACCUCUGUCAAACGAAAACAAGAGUUGCUUGAGAGUUGAUGACAUAGAUAUCUUAUAUACACUAGAUAGUGCAUCUAAUUAUUCUGCAAUUCAAAAAUUGAAGCCGUGAUUGCAGACUCAGGAUAUUCCCAUGAAACGAGAAGACUCGUAUGUUUUCUAUUUCUUAAACAGGGAACUUAAACAUUAAGUUAAACCUAUUCCAAAUACAUUUUCAAACUGUUCAAAUGAUGAAAGUUAUUGUUGUUUUUUAAGCGUUUAUUAGCGAGUGGGAACUACCAACAUGGCCUCCAUCUAUUCAAAUGGGGGUAACCGCUGGAAUAUUCUUGGCUUCAAUUUUACUAAAAGAGAUGCGCUAUCUAGUGUAUAUAAGAUAUCUAUGCUUGAUGAACUAACUAUUUUCCCUGAUUGGUCAUUAAUUACAAUGGUGAAUAUAGUCGGUACUUGAAGUUGAACUUCUGUAAUCUAGACUUACCACAGUAUGAUAGCCACCAUGAGACGGUGAGUUUUCCAGAGUAAUUCCAGCCUGUGGAGUAGGACUAGUUGGUCCAGCAUCUAAACAUUUCUUCACCAAACUUGCAUCAGAUCUAGUCCUCUGAUGUGCGUUUUGUUUAGAACUAUUGUCCGUAACUUCAACGGCACUAAGCGGUCGUGAACUUGAAAAGCGGCCCAUAAGUGUCCUCCUUUUUGAGGGCUUACCCCCCUUGCUGUUUUUGCUCUCACUAUUUUGUCCUGCCUUUCCACCUUUGGUCUUUGUACUAUCAUUUUGCCUUUGCUUCCCGCCUUUAGAAGAAUUUAAACUGUCAUUACUCUCUGUUAAGGUGUCCGAAGAGCCCUUUUCUGAGCCUUUAGACCCCUUUUCUGAGCCUUUAGACCCCUUUUCCGAGCCUUUAGACCCCCUUUCUGAGCCUUUAGACCCCUCUGGCGUUUUAUUCCGCCCGCGAGGCCCAAACAACUUCUGUCUUAGUGAUGCUCGUCGUUCAAACGUACUCUGUUCAUCUCCUGAAUCCGUUAAAUCAGCCGGCUGCGAUUUUGUCCUUUUUGCAACCGGCUUCGCUUCUGUGUUCUCGUCGGGCGAGGGUUUAACAUGUAUCGUCGUAGCCCCGACAUGUGUCGUCGGCGAAUCGGAAUGUAUCUUGUUGAGGUUAUUCGAGCUGCGCCGUAAAGUCGAAACUCUGCGAGUGAGGCGUCGUUUAUUUAAAAGUGGACUCGAGUAAGGACCGGGGUAUGUUGUGUUGGAUAUUAUCGACAUGCUCAUUGUUGCACUGAAGUGUGAACUUUCGUCGAACAUUGAUGAUCGUGUUGUGGGCACUUGCUCCCCUGGUUGACUUCCAACACUGAUCCCAGUUGUUGCUUCGGCAAGACCGUACUCUGAAAUAGAAAUUGACCGGUUUGAAGGUAGUGCUGUGCGCCGGAGUUUGGCCUAUUUUGCCGCAGCCGGGGUUUGUUAAACUCCGGCAGGCAAAACUUUUUUUCCCGGAGCCGGCGUUUUUUUGGCCGGAGUUGGAGGUGAAAAACUCGGAGCUUGCACAGCACGGGGACAUGUCCCUCUUUUCAUUUAGCCGUCAAACUUGAACGCUGGUUAAUCGUUAACCGUUAACGAGUAAUUGGCUGACCUUAUAGCCAUGCAGUAUAAAAACGUUAAGUAAUAAGUAAGGCGUAAAAAAAAAUACCUGUGGUUCCGGUUCCCGAUCGACCCUAUUUUUUUCUGCCGACCCUAUUAUUUUUUCAACGCGAUUGACCGUGCGACCCUAUUUUCUCCAGGUGGUUGCGGGCUGCUCAUACAGCGUGCCAAAAUGGCGUCUGUUGUCACACUAAUUAUUGAACCAAAUUGCCUCAAUUCGUCCAUAGGAAAUACCCACCUCUAGUUAAUAUUGAUGUCGGGACUCUACUGCAAAUCGCCCAGCAAAAAAACUGGCAAAACCAUGAAAAAAAUAUUAAAAAAAAAAAUUUAUUUCCGACCUACCGACCCUAAUUUUUUCACGAUAUGAAACCGGAACCACAGGGUUUUUUUUACGCCUAACAUAUACAUUCACAACAUAUACAUAUAUAUUCUCUUUCAACUUAAGCUGUUGUUCGUAAUUCGUCAUGUUUUCUGUAAAUUGCAUAUUUGUUCUCGUCUUUGAUUUAUGUUUCUUAUAGUUUGUUUUCAUUAAGGUUGGUCUUCACAUGGGGCUAUUCAUGUCCUGUUGACCAUACCUUCAACCAUAUUAUGUAGUGGUUUAAUCUAUUUUAUGUUUGGUUGUAAAGUUAAUAAAUAAAUAAAUAAAUAUACAUUACUACUGGAACACACUAACACUUGACCUGCAGCUGUAGGGAAAGUAGAUCAGAUAAAAUUGACAGAGCUGGAUUGUAUGAACAAACUAUUACCUCUAUUUCUGACUGCUUGCCUCCACAGGAGUCUGGUGAUUUCAAUCACCCAUGACGUUUUUGUUUCCAUGUUUUUAGCCUGACAAAGAAAAGAAGAUGUAAAUGGGAAAAUAUUCCUUUCGAAGUUUGAACGAAUGUUGAACAACCUCAUAUGAGGUCAGGUAACAAGAUAUGAAUUUACAAUCUUUUAAUUGUCUAAAACAAAGAAUAUGGCUUGUAAAAUAAUGCUAUGGUAAUCCCAGGUUAUCCGUGACUAAAUAUUUCAAACUCUUCCCCAAGCGCGAAGGACGAGGAAUGAAAUGUGUAGCUACAUUUCAUUGUCCAACAUUGAUCAAGAAUAACCAAAUACAGUAAAAUACAAGCUGAAAGUUAUAUUUUAUCGUACAUUAGGCAGAAGUGCAUUCUAUACCUGCAGUAUAACUGUAUCUUUCACGUUCCGUCGUCUUCGAAACCAGAGUUCAAAUCUUAAACCACUUUCACCAACGGAUUCUGUCAGGCCGAUGUCAGCAGUCUAAAAAAUAAACACAAACAUGGCGUCCAGCGUAUGUACUAUUGCGCAAUAGCUGGUGUGAACAUCUACGUUGCGAGCGUGGCCAGGAAGUGAGUAAGCGACUACCAACCUUGUGACAAAACCUGCGCUCGGAACAUCGAAGUGUUUUUCAUCUUUUUCAUGCAGUAUGAUGGUCGGUAAUAAGUACUAAGACUUGAAUAUCUAACACCUCUGAAAAAACUGUACCUUUAAAGAACUUUUAUAAAUAAAUAUAUCUGCGCCACUUGCUUGCUUUCUUGUCUUACUAAACAAAACCAUGUCUUCAAACAAAAACACUCUUCGACAAUGUUUCUUCUUGCUUUGCCAGACAAUAAAAUCAUCCUG
Molecule: messenger RNA, 8648 nt
Organism: Paramuricea clavata
Lineage: Eukaryota; Metazoa; Cnidaria; Anthozoa; Malacalcyonacea; Plexauridae
Source: the annotation of a GenBank genome assembly